Xyrichtys novacula (pearly razorfish) is the source of this 14540-nucleotide messenger RNA. The record is from the annotation of a GenBank genome assembly. Lineage: Eukaryota; Metazoa; Chordata; Actinopteri; Labriformes; Labridae.
AUCUUCAUCCCGGCCAGCUGCUUUCACAUCCGGGCGGAUCGCUCGCUGUUCUUUGCAAUCUGCUUCCCUUCCCUCUGCUGUCGUCCGGGGAGGUCCGAAGCUGCAGAAGAAACCCCGAACCCCGGGUUACUUCGUCGGUCUCUGGUUUCGGGGCUCUGGGGCGCUGAUUUUCCCGCCCAACCGGUAGCACAUGACGCGGGCUACGCCGAUGGUGGUGCACGGCGCGGAGCGCUCCCCGUCGGUGCGACAUCCCUGCGGUGAAGUAGCAUCGCUGGCUAACUGUAGCUAACAACAUCGAUCGCUCCACUGCUCCACCUCCUCUUUUCCUGCUCGACCGCCGAUACCGCUCCAUCACACUACAGCAACAGUUGAUUGAUAGCACCACCGACGACAAACCCUGACCACGACCUCCUGUUGACUUACACAGGAAGCCCACCCCCCUUGCUCCAUUAGCGGAUUGACGUGAUUGAGUUUCUUUUGAUCAACAACCUCCUGUCUUGGCGUUUAAGAGUCUGUUCUUUCUCUACCUCAAUACUCCGAUGACCCGUGUGUAACCUCAACUGCCCUGUCAACCCCAUCCUGAUUUCCCCUCCCCCUUUGAAUCAAUCCGGUACCUACUCUGCUGCUAAAGAGUGCAGGUGUUCGAGCACUGGCUGCUAGGAUUUCUGUCCGACAUCUCAUGUGUUCUUCCUCCAGUUCCCAUAUUUUCACUGCAGCUCUUUAGGGAAACUAGCUGGCUGGUCUGCUACACUUGAAACCCACACAAAUCCAGUUUCCGCCCCAUCUCUUCAACCUCAUCGAUUAUUUCUGCGACCUCCAUUCUCCAGCAGACCCUCACCCCCAACGCUCCAAAGCGCCCGAGCAUCGGGUCUCGCCAUGCCGGGUCCGGUGGCCGGUAGCAAAUCUCGUGUGUACGCAGAUGUCAACACGCUGAAGAGUCGGGAGUACUGGGACUACGAAGCCCACGUACCGAACUGGAAGUGAGGGUUAUUCACGCUAAGAUGCUCUUGAUGAACUCAUGCGAGCUGCAGAAAACAAUUGGAGAUGUAGUUUGUUGGAGGAAUGAUUUCAGAUGGGUGCCUUUUACAUUCAUUAAGAAGAUGUGAAUAUGAUAUAUGAUGGACCCAUGGUCCCCAUGGAGCUUAGGUUUCCUUGCCCCACCUCCAUUUCUGUUCCAAUUUUAGCUUUCCAUGUCUUUUUUUUUAAUUGGCAGCUUUAUCUUAGUGUAAGCAUGUUGAUGGUAAAAAAUAUUUUACCCUGUCAUUCUCACAAGGUUACACAAUCUCUGCUCUUAUUACUCUGUUCCUAUAGCAACCAGGAGGACUACCAGCUGGUUCGUAAGCUGGGCAGGGGGAAAUACAGCGAAGUCUUUGAAGCAAUCAACAUUACCAACAAUGAGAAGGUGGUUGUCAAGAUCCUAAAGGUGAGCACGUUCUUGGCAUUGAGCUUGCUAGAUAUCCUGGGUGUAUGCAUGCUGGGGGACCUCCAUUUUGAUAAGUGAUUUGAUGCUUGUAGCAUGGAAAUGAGAAUCCCUAUUUGUUAAAGUUCUCCAAGACGUAACCUGGAUAUCAUUUGGCAAUACCUGUUUGCAUUUUUGACCAAAAAGAAACCAUUUCAGCGUCAAAGGCUCUUGAUCACACUGUGUUGUAGCGAUGUAAUACAUAUAUAUGUAAAUAUAUCACAAUUCAGCAGGAAAUGUCCAUAUCUUUAAAUCUUGAUUGAAUGCUUAGAUGAAUUAAUAAAUGCAAUAAUGAAAUAUAGCAAUAUUUGAACAAAUUUGUACAUGAUUUUCACCCAUGUCCAUUCAUUAGUAUCAAGUUCACAGUUUAAUACUUAUAAUACACAUGAGUGUGACUGAUCAGCUGCAUCACUUUUGCCUUGAUAUAUAUACUGUAUAUAUAUAUAUAUAUAUAUAUUUAUAUAUAUGUGUGUAUAUGUGUAUAUAUAUAUUUAUAUAUACACACAAAUAUAUAUGUGUGUGUGUGUGUUAUAUAAACUACAGAAUCUUGUGAAAAAUCACUUAUUUACAUUUACAUGUGAUUUAUCACAAGAUUUAUCUACGGAACCAGUAGGAUCUCUUUUUAAAUCUCCCAUCGUGAGUGGAAAACCUUUUUGGCCAUUUAUCGGAUCCCCAUCCUUUCUUUUACAUCUUUGAAAUUGGUACAAAGACUGAUACUGACAAAUUUGGCAAAAGCAUUGCUAACAAGAUUGCUAAUGGUACACAACCAAAAGUUGAGUGCAAGUCUGGAGUGAUUCUUUGUUUUUUUUUGUUUUUUUUCCCCGUCUUUGCUCUGUGGCAUCGUUGGUUUUUCCUGUGGAUUCAGCCAGUCAAGAAGAAAAAGAUCAAGCGAGAAAUCAAGAUCCUGGAAAACCUCAGAGGCGGGACCAACAUUAUACGACUGGUGGACACAGUCAAAGACCCAGUGGUAGGCUGGCUAAUACUGUAUGUCCCGUGAAGCAGAAAUACUCACAUUUACUCACAUGACAAGCUUAUGUCCCCUAAACCUAACAAUGUAAAUAUAUGAACGUAAGACAGUGUCACAGAGUCAUAUUACAAUAGCAGUAUGUAGCAUUUUGGGGUGUUGUGAUUUGAUAUUUAUAUACCCCCCCAUCUCUUUGCCUCUCUACAGUCCAGAACUCCUGCUCUUGUCUUUGAAUGCAUCAAUAAUACAGACUUCAAGGUAAGAUAUUCACCUCUUCUGCAUGUUACGGGGGUCUUUGAGGUUGUAAUGAAUGUUUUUGGGUUGACUUGACCUAGCUACCUGUUAUUCCUCAUGAGUAAUAUUUAAAGGCUUUUGAACUAAUUCUGAAAACAAAUUAAGUUUAAUUUCCUGUAUAAAUAUGUUAUUUCCUGCAGGAGUUGUACCAGAAGUUGACAGAUUAUGAUAUCCGUUUCUAUAUGUAUGAACUACUGAAGGUGAGAGUCACAGUCCUUGUAGUAGAGUUUUUCAUUUUGAAAAGUUAGUUUUGAUGAGUGUACUUUUUUUGUCUUAGCUGUUAUUGUUAAAAAGAUUUUGUUAGUCUGUAUUUCAGCGUUUAUAUCUCAUAUCUGCGCUUAUCCUUGUGUCUGCCAGGCUCUGGACUACUGUCAUAGCAUGGGGAUUAUGCACCGUGAUGUAAAACCCCACAACGUUAUGAUCGACCACCAGUUGAGAAAGGUUGGUGUUGCCCUCUGUCCUUCACACUCUUAAAGCCACUAUUUUGCCUGAAAGCUCCCUUUUUUAUUCUUUGGCUUUCUGCAUCAUUUUACUGUCUGUUUUUCAGUUUGUCCUGCUUUUGUAGUGGAUUUUAUAUAAGGUUGAUGAUGUGUGGUGGUAGUCUUGGUAAUGUGUUUUACAAUAAUUGGAGCAAAAUUUUAUAUCAGUCAAAUACAUAUGCUCUGUUGUUGCUUUAACAUUGAGAGUGCAGCAUUACAACAGGUCUGUAAAUGCUUUGUAAAAUUCACAGUUAAAUAUUUACCUUGGUUGUCAUGACAUGUCUUAAUACUUUUUCAACAGUUCAUAUUUCAAUAACUUUGACUUAAAGACAUUUAAGAAUAUUGACACACGUAUUCACCAACAGACAAGUGGAAAUUACCCUCAUAAAGCAAAAUAGGAAAAGACAAAAAAACUAAAUACGAUGUUUUUUUCAGCCAGCAUUUGAAUGGCAUGUGAGUUUCAGGGUAUUGAUAAGAAAGGUAUUGACUAAAACUGUGUGUUAAAAAAUGAAAUUAAUGGGGCACGCAGAUGGCCGAGUGGGUUAGUGCGCCCCAUGUAUGGGGACCACGGUCCCCGCAGCGAUCGCAGGCUCAAGUCCAGCCCCGUGUGCUGCAUGUCCACCUCCUCUCACUCUAUCUCUCCACAUUUCACCAUGUACUAUCAAUAAAAGGCAAAAUUGCCCAGAAAACUGCUUUAAAAAAAUUGAAAAUGGACAGUAUCCAUUAAAACUAAAGAUACAAAACUUCCUUAACAGAUCAUAACUAAGUUUAGCCACGGCACUAACCCAGGCCUUAGAUUGAUGAUUAUUACAUCAGCUAAGAACACAUGUUGUACACUGAAGUGGUGAGACUAUCACCUUCCAAAUUAGUACCCUGAUUAAUUAAUGGUUCUAUAACAAUACUACCGGUCUCUUUUAAAGCUUCAUCAGCUGUUACUUGUUCAAUGUUGUGCAAGUCUGCUUGCAACUUUCCCUUAAGCAUCGCUGAAUGUCAGUGUUACCAAAUGGGCGUCUGCGUCCUGACGGUGAUAUUAUCAGGACUUUCUUGAGUACAGAAUCGUGAACUGUUGGCUUGGAUAUUAAAGAGCUACUACUUUACAUCCCCAGUCUUGUCAUGCUGCUCUUUGCCGGCAUCACCAGUGAUUUAGCCCAUAAACUUAGCUUUGCUGUAGUUUAACCAUUAGCUGUGGAAUGAUAAAAAACUUCAGUCAGCAUUUAAAAGCUAAUUAAUGGAACAAAAAAAUCUUAACAAAAAACAAACAGGGACACCACUUAAACUAACGGGUUAAAUUGUGCGCCCCAUGCACAGAGAUUAUAGUUACUGGUCGUGUACAGCACAGGUAAAGAUUUAGGCAUGGGCUAGCAGGCUUACAUAUUUGAAUAAACCAAAUUAUAUAUUAGGGUACACGGUGCUCACAAUACCAUUGAUUGUUUCUAACCCAGGGUUGUAUUAGGUUAUGGCUUAGCAUGCUAUUCAGUAACACACUCUCACAUACUCAUUUGAAACAGAAAGAAACUGAACAGUUAUUUGUUUUCCCAGCUACGCCUAAUAGACUGGGGUUUGGCAGAGUUUUAUCAUCCAUCCCAGGAGUACAAUGUUCGAGUGGCAUCACGAUACUUCAAAGGCCCAGAACUCCUGGUGGACUACCAGGUAACAUGCACCAUUGAAAUUAGUCUUUUUUUUUUGUACCCUUUUCUCAUGGAAAAUGUCAAAAGAAUUCUGUUGCCUGUAUUCUCAACAUUGUAAACAUGUGUGAUGAUUUUGUGUUUCAGUUGUAUGAUUACAGUCUAGAUAUGUGGAGCUUGGGCUGUAUGCUCGCCAGUAUGAUUUUUCAGAAAGAGCCCUUCUUCCAUGGCCAAGACAACUAUGACCAGGUACUUCCAACACACAUGCAACCAUUCUGAAUAAUGAACAAUGACAGCACAAUCGGUUAAAGACGGUUUAAGAUCAGGGGUUGAAAGUUUAACUCCAGUACUCAAGAUGAAGAUGAAUCAAUAUUUACUCAAAUAUAAAACAAAACCAACUUCAGGUAAAAAAAUAAAGAAAAAGAAAAGUAUUCUAUGGCCUUUAAAUCAUUUCAACCCUGUAUUUAAUAAUACCCUGUAUUUAAUGGUAAUGACAAUAAUAAUGAUAAUAAUAAUAAUAAUAAUAAUAAUAAUAAUAAUGGGGAUGAUAAUAAUGAAAAUGUUAUUGAUAAUAAUGGUAAAAUGAUAAUGAAAAUAAUGAUCAUAAUAACAAAAUAAUUAGAAUAAUAUUGAUAGUCAUAAUUAUGUUCAUAAUGAUAAUUUUAAUAAUAAUGAUAAUAACUAAACUGAUAAUAAUAAUUAUCAAUGUUGAUUUUAAUAUUAAUGAAAUUAAUAAUGAUAAUAAUGAUGAUGAUGAUAAUAAUCAAAAAGAAAAAUAUAUACAUAUAUUAUUAUCAAUAUUAUUAUUAUUAUAAAUAACAAUGAUCAUAAUAAUAACAACAGCAAUAAUUAUAAUCAUAAUAAUAAUAAUAAUAAUAAUAAUAAUAAUAAUAAUAAUAAUAAUAAUAAUAAUAAUAAACAGUAAGUAUUAAUAAGUAGUAUGGAUAAUAAUAAUAAUAAUAAUACUAACAACAAUAAUAAUGAUGAUGAUAAUAGAAAUAAUGAUAAUAAUAAUAAUCAUCAUCAUCAUCGUACUACUUCUACUACUACUACAACACCUUAUUUAUAUUGCCCCGUUCCAUAUCAGUUGAAUGUGGAGCCAGUGCAGAUUUUAUAUGAGGAGUGUGAUGGUUAACCUGUUGAAUUGUAUUGUUGUAUUGCAUGAAGUGUCUAUAGUGUUGUUGCUGGUUAUUGUAUUGCGUGAACAUUGGUGUUCUUCUCUGCAUCAUGUUUGUUCACCUGACUGUCAGGUGGCAGACUUUAUCAAAUCAGGUGGCAUCUAUGCAGCUGAUGAAAAAUCCUGUGUCCUAUAUAUCUUCUCUUUUUUUCCCUGAGUAGAUCUAGGAACCCCAUAGAUUUUACAAUAAGGAUUUUUAUUAUCUCCUCAGUUUUAUUUGUAAUACUUGAAUUAUUAAACUAAUCCUUGUGUGACAAAGAUUCAUUCAUGUUUAAAAUUGGCUGACCGAGUUUUAACCAUGAUGUUUUGUGUUUUUUAGCUGGUGCGUAUUGCCAAGGUCCUGGGGACAGAUGAGUUAUUUGGAUAUCUGCGUAAAUACCACAUUGAACUUGACCCACGCUUCAAGGACCUACUGGGACAGUAAGUCCGCCCUGAGUGUGGGAGUCCUAUUCACUUAUUGUGAAGUACAUUGCAGUGAUAUCAGAGCCUGAGUGAAGUGUAGAAGCCAAAACAGAAUACAGAGGACAAAUCUACAGUAUGGGCCACCAGAGUGACACAGUACAGAGCCAGGGUACAGGAAGAGCACCCCACCUGCUUAAGUCCAUCAGGAAGGGGCAAAAACUACCAAUGCUACUGUUGUAUUCAUGUGUUAGUCCCUUUAUCCCGAAACUUAAACUUCACCGCAGUGGUGAGAAAUCUUUUUACAAGGACUAUAGAUAAAGAUCAUUGACAGUAACUGUUCAUCAAGGCAGUCCCGAUGAGGACUAACCCAGUUCUCAGCCCACCUUUUCCACACCAGUCCCAGCUGUAGCCCCUCUCAGGUACUGUGCUGUGAAGGUAAUUUAACAAAAAUAAACAGAAGAUUUUAUUGUCAUUGCACAUGUCACAAGUACAGAACAACAAAAUUGCAUUUCAGUUCAACCCGUCCAAGAAACAUAAAAAAGACAGAUACAUACAGAGAGGGACAGGAACAGGUGAACUGUUGGGUCGCCACAAGAGCGGUGCCCCGUUUUCUUAGAUGAGAAAAAAGGAGCACAAGAGGGAGGAAAAGGGGGGAAAAGGCAACUCCAAACUCUGCUCUUGUAGGGGGGCACAGUGAGGGAUUAGUGGAAAAAAAACAAAACACCUCAGCACAUAAGUAACAUGAUAAAAAAACAUUACAAACAUUAAAACUCAAGAACUUGCACAUGUUGUAGGGGGGCAAGUGUCAGGGAGGGAGGACAGCACAGCACAGACACUGGUGGGCCAAGAAGGAGUUAAGUUGUGUUAUGUGUGUUCUUCAUGUAUGUGUGGGCCUGUGGCUUCAUUGCCACUUCAGUCCCACCCAUUUCUUCCUGCCGUCUGAUAACUGAAGACGACCUUGGAGAGUUCUGAUCCAGAAACAAAGUUCACACGGGGGGUGGGGGCUGGAGGACAGGGCUGGGCAUCUGUCUCCAAAACAUCCAGUAGAGGAGACAUAACAACCUUCCAAGGCCGCCGUGGGGGAUCCAAUGAAGAUAAUUGAUUUUGGGACAGACAGACUUAAUUUUCCAUCUACCUUCAGUCUCUCUGGUCUCUGAUGGCGUUGACCCAAACGUCCAAAUUUGGUGGCCAAGUCAGCGGAGCCGGGCUGUCAGCUUCUCCAAGGUGGCAUCCAUUGUGCGAAAGCGUCCAUCAAUCACAACCAGCCUGUGAUUAAGCUCGCUUGAGUCUGAGUGUUGACAGCCCUGCACAUUCCCUCAGUCAUAACAGGCAGCUUCCCAAUUUCCUUAAGUGCUGCCAAUGUCUUCCAAACUUUUUGAUAGAUCAGGAAACUGCUAACUCCAAACAGCAGAAAGCCUGUUAUCAUGAUUCCAUUUAUGUAGACGUCGUCAACAUCCCCAACAGAAAGAAUCGACAGGCACACAACGCUCCACUCCUCUCAGGAGUCCAUGGUGUAUCCGGCUGCAAAUGUUCGGUUAGGGCAGGCAGGUUCUCCUUUACCCAGUGUUCUCAAAUUUGGUUGGUUGUGUUGAGAGACCAGCUGAUCGAACCCACGAUUUUAGGUUUUGGAGAGAAAUGCAGAGAGAGGCUGCAGUAGUUCUGACAGAGACAGCACAAGACUAAAAGCAGCAAGCAGGGCAGAUAAAGGUAGGGAGGGAGCAAUAGGGAAAAGCAUCCGCCUCCGUUGAGAGCAGGUGUUAAAAAAAAUAAAAAAUCUACCUCUCAGUUGUUUGGACCUUGUAUUAUUUGCAUCCACUUUACAGAGGCAGUGCUGUUUUUCUCUUCACUGAAUUCUUUCAACUUUCAACAGAACAGAAACAUCCAUACUGUGGAGCAUGUUAUGUUGGUAUCAGAGAUCAGUUUGUAGAAAAGUAAAAGGUCUACUGAUCAAUUAGUUCUCUUGAUCACAGAACUCUGUGAUUUGGGCAACAAAGGAGCAAAGUAGAGGGACUGGCUGAAUACUUAAACAUGUAUAUCAAACAGCUGAUAUCAUUGUGCUUUACUGAUAUCCUACAGCUGGAGCUGAAAAAACAUGGAGGUCUAUGAUGAAUAUCAUCUUCAAAGACUUUGGGGCUGUAGGUGAAACAUUAAAUCUAAACUCUCAUUCAGGUAUCUCUUUGGCAAAGUAACUGAAGACUAUAAAAUGGCACUAUUAUAGUUACAGCCAUCAUGCACUAAUAAUGAAUAAUUACAAAUGAAAUUUUUAGCCUUGAUAUGCAGUAUGGAUUCACUGUAAUCAAUAUUAAUUUUACUGCAAGCUUUUCUGGAUUGAUCUUAGUCUGGAUUAUGUGACAGUCUGCAGACAGCAGACUUGCUUAUAUUUGUACUUGGACAUAAACUGCUGUCCAUUUCUUGUGAAUGCUCUGACUUCUCAAUGAGAUGACCAGCUUACGUAAAGCUGCCUAGCAUGGUCAGUGAAGCCAGAUAACCAAAAGAUAUCAAGAUAUGCUGAAGUCCAUAGUACAGGCCCCCAGGAUAAAGAAUAUAAACUAAAGAGGGAUCAACAAGACAAAAUGAAACAUCCUUUAAUUGUCAGUCAUCAGCAACUCCUCUGUUACUUCCGCUCACAGCCCAGGGUCUUAUUUAAGAAACAGUAUUUACAGUUCUUACUGAAACUGUGUGUAUACCAUAGAAAUAGAAAGAUGUGUCAAUGAAGUACUGUGCACCAAAAAGAAACUCUGAUUUAUAAAAGUAGCACAUGCAUUUUCACACAGCACUCCCUUUAUAAAUCCCAAUCCACCAGGGACUAUGCACAUAUGGUUCAGCCUCACAUUCUGCUAUUACUUUACACCAUGGAUUGUCCCCUUAUACGUACACAUGAGCCUCAGGUCAGAGCUUCUUAUGCUAGACACCAGUGAGAAAGAGAGGAAAUCGAAAGUGUUUGUGAUUGAAAUAGAAUUGAUUGAAAUAGCCUUUGAUAAUAAUAAAUAUGUGAUAUUUGUGUGAGAGCCACUAAUGUUUCACACUUGGCUCACUAGUAUCAUAAAUUUUAUGGGUGAUGAAGACGACAGAGUGUGUAAAGCAGCUGUCUUUAUAUCUUCUGAUGUUACUUCUGAUUCUGUGACCUGACAGUAAAGUUAAGAUGCAGUCCAGUUUCCUCCUGGAUUCCUUGGAGGAACGGAAAGGUGAGAAAAAGAUGGUCAAAUAUUUGGCUCUCUACAAUUACAUGAGCCAGUAAAAUCUGCAGAUUUAGUGAUGAUGAUGAUUGGAGUUUGUUGAGUUAGGGAUAUUGAAUGUAAUAAAAUUUGCAGAAGACAAAAUACAACCUGACUUCAACUCAUGUUCUCACCAUCUGUGUUGCAGAUAGUUACAAAGUAGUUACUUCUCAGAUUUUCAUUUUCUAGCUUACCCUUACCUGUGACCUACUUUACUAAAUACAGCACCAUUUUCUUAGUUACAACCAAUAAUCCAAUACAAGAACUUUGUCGCCAAAAGGAAACUGCAGGUAAACCAAGUUCUGAUCUGGUGUGUCAGUGGCUCUGUAAGCUUCUUUGAUAGUGGCAUGCAGCAGAUCCAGGGUUUUGUUUUCUCUGGUAGGACAGUUCACAAACUGUAAAAUCAGUCAGGUGAGGGGAGAGGGUGACAUGGUUGAAGUCUGGUAUCAUUACAAGUGCCUCAGGAUGUUGAGUCUGUAUCCUAGCAACAGUAUCAUGCAGGGUAUCACACAGAGCUUCAGCUGUUGCCUUGGGUGUGAUGUAUACAAGUAUUGUUAUGAUAUGAGAGAUAUAAGUGAGGCAGUUUGAAGUUCACUUUACAGACUUGUAUUUUGCUGUCAUAACGGAAAUAAAAUUGUAAAUGGAACAAGUACAAUGAGCCAUUACGGAAAUGUCACAGGUGUUUGUGAGAGCACUCACAUUAGAUGUCUUUGGUUGUCCUUUUUGUGACUACAGACAGAGCAGAAAGCGCUGGGAACAGUUUGUGCAGACUGAAAACCAGCACUUGGUGAGUCCUGAAGCCCUGGACCUUUUGGACAAGCUGCUACGCUACGACCACCAACAGAGGCUUACAGCAACUGAGGCCAUGGACCACCCUUACUUUUGUAAGCCAGACACUUGGACAGAACACAGAAGGGGGGGAAGUUUUAUACAGUCCUUUUUACAAAAAAGUCGAAACACUCAAUUAAAUAUGGAUAAAAAGAAAAUGUUACACUUUGGGAAAUUUAUAUUUUAUUGUCAAAUGCAGUUAUCACAUUAGAUAUUUCAACAGUGAAAAUGAGGCUGCUUUUUUUACCUCUUGGUCUAUUUUGAUAUUGAUGGCAGGAAAAUGUUUAAAAAACUGUGGCAACAAAAAAACAAAAGACUAAGACAAUUGUGUAUGCUGAAAAAGAAAUAACCUGGUGUUAAUACAUUUGUGGACAACCAGUUGGCUAGAAUUAAAGCUGCAUUCCCCUAUGACAACAGUUAAAGGGAUAUUCCGUCAUAAAAUCAAGUCACGGUCAAACACACCAUAAAACAAAGUUCGCACCCCCUCGAGAGAUGAAUGUUGCCGACUGCUUGCUUCUCUAGUUAUACCAACUUUAGUAACGACCACACGAUAGCAAUACACAUCGGUCUACAUCUCCAUGUGCAAACCUCAACCAAAAAGCCACUCUGUAGUCACAAAUAAUGCACAGAACAGCACCUAACUUCAUCAACAGUACAUGUAGGGUCCCAGCCAUAGUGCUAGCCAUCAAACAUCAUUUUAGCUUUGCCUGAUUUCUUUAGCAAGGAGACCAAACACAACUCAUCCACUCUCCUCCAGCAGCCGCUUGUUUGUGGGGGAGCCCUGACAAGUCGAUCACCGAGUGCAGCGUAAAAUUUAUGAUUAUUACUUCAUGGAAAUACAAUCAGACCGAGAUGCUAAGGCAGAAGAACUACCGCAUCUGCAGUGCAAAACGAUUAUUAUGAUGAUUAUUACUUUAUGGAAAUGAGUCUUUUCUAAGCUAGUUGGGGAACUUGGAUACUAUCAGUUCUAACAGUAGAGUAAAUAACAAGAUUGACAUCAAUCUAUUGCUGCAAUGCCAAGUAUUGCAUAACAUUGCAGCACUCCCUGAAGUGUAAAGCAUACUGUAUGUACGGGUUGCUUUUCCAUUAACUGCUCUUGUGGUCCAUUUCAGUGCCUUAUCUGGGCAAGCAUUAGCAGUUUUCAUCUGGACUCUAAAAUGUUGGUUUGACAAUUACAUUAUUUAAGGAUGUCUUCUGUGAGCAUUCAUGCAAGGACAACUACGGACCAAAUCUCUGCUUCACUCAGAACAUGCUUAUGACAGCAAGACAAUAUCAAACCACAUUCUGUGCAUGUAAGAGCAGGACUUUGUGAUAGGAGUCUGGCUAGACCGGCUGCUCUGCCGUCCUUAUGUGCCCGCUUUUGAGAAUGAAUCAUAAAAUAUACAGUGUAAAAGUAGACCCUGAACUGUUGAGCAGCUAAUAAGCUGUAAUUUAAUCUUUUAACUUUUUUUUUUUUUUUUUUUGCAUUUCAAAAAUGUGUCCUUUUUUGUUGUCACUGUUCCAACUUUUGAAAAACAUGUCGCAGGCAUUAAAUUAGAAAUGGGCAUGUUCUCAAAACAAGCAAGUUUCAUUUUUCAAUUUAAUAUCUUUCUACUUCAAUUAAUGUUGGGGUUUUAAGCGUUUUGCAAAUAAUUAUUAAAUUUUUAAUUUUGUACUUUUUUGGAACGAGAAUGAAGUUGACUUCUGGCUAUUGUUAUAUAUGAUUGUUUUUCAUUUGUUUUUUUGAGAGGUUGAGGUUCCAAAUAGUUAAAACUAUAUAUAGCUAAACUAUAUUUAAGAAAUUCUUUAAAUGUGUUACUCUCUCUUCCUUUAGACCCAGUAAUAAAGGAGCACUCUCUGCCCAACUCUGACAACAACAUGGUAUCCAGUGGCAACACAACAGCGCGAUGAAAUACAGGUACAGUGUAAAGAGAGAUUUAGUGGUUUCAGCCUUAUCUGACCUUUUUUUUUUUUUUUUUAAUAAAAACUGUUUCUCUAAUUCCAAAAUUUGUGUUAUUGACAUUUUAAGUCACUACAUUGAUAGAUUUAAAAUGCCCAGAUUUUACCCACCCAGACCAGUAAGUCUGAAGUGGACAUAGUCAGUGUCAGUCUGAUUCUUGGGCCUAAUAAACCAGCCAGGAACCUAACAUACAUUAUUUUGACUCUUAAUCCUAGCUAAAUCCACCCCCCAAAUCACAUUACUGUCCUAUGGAAAAUAAGAUAGGCUGUCAAGCACAAGACCAGUCAUGAAUAAAUGGGUAAAAAAUUGAAAUACAAACAGUGACUCUUGAUGCUGCGAGUAACAGCGUUUCUUUAAGUUUCUGAAGUCAGUCACUGAUUUGGGCCAAAAGCCCUUUUUACUACAAGUUUGUCUGAAAUGUCUGUUAUAUGUCAUUUGAAUCUCUGUAAUUUUGUCCUCUCUUUCCCAUCUUUUACUCUCUUUGUCUCUACAGAAGUGAAAAAGAAGGAUUUCUGUUACCUCCACUUUGUGCCCGGUUGUGACAGUAACUUUAAAGUGUACAGUGGCAAUGGAUCAAAGUAAUUCUGACAAGUUACACACUCAAAGAUAUGUGCAUACAAAUAAACACAUACACAAAAAAACUUACAGGUCAUUGCAAGCACACCCUUUCUGCAAACACACAUGCAGACAGGUAUACAUAUACCCUCCUCUGUAUCAGAUCUGCAAUUUCCCUGGUUUGUUGUCUCACAUCCAGAAUAAUGGGCCAGAUGCUGCUCCCCUAUAUUCCCUCAAAUCAUCUUUCCCACCGACAAGGACAAAGUACUUUUAAAAGCAAUUUAGCCCCUUCUCUCUCUCUCCUCCUCUUCCUCCUUUUUUUAUUUUUUGCAGUGGCAUGGAGAAUGAACAGAAGUGUGUUAAAGCCUUUAUACUAUCCCCUGAUCCCAUACCUGCACCUGUUUAUCCAUGGGUCUGUCUGUCCCCUAACACCUUCCUACCCUGACCCACAGCAGAUGGACAAUCUACUCCAGUACUGAAAGUGGCAUGGUGGACUUUAAAUACCAGGAUGAUAAUACUAUUAAUAUUCAUGGAAAAAUAAAUAAUUUUUAUUUAGAUGAACUUGUCCUGUGUCCAGAUUUACUGUGUAUUUGAUGUUCUGAGUCAGUGACUUUAGCUUAUUUCUUUAAAAUUUGCUAAAGUUACUUGGUAGCACUGGUAAUUCAUUCAAGUCAGUGUAGUUCACAGGAAAGUUAGCUCAUAUUUUCUCUUGACACACUUUGUUAAUAACAUGAUAACACAAGGGUAUUACUGCUGUGACAUUUCUCCAACAAAAAUGAGGACACUGCCAUUACAAAUGACAUAAUUACAGAUUGCAUUAAAGUUUUAGAAAAAAAAAGGUUUAUUUUGAUGCCUCCAAGUUCAACUUCAAAUUCAUAAAAGGGAGAUUUUUCAGUGAUUUAUUGCAUGAGUUAGCCUUGCUUUAGCACUAAACCAUAACAUAUUUAAUUGAAACAAUAUGCAAGGCAUAAAUAAUCCAUCAUACACACUCAUGUUCCUUGUUACAACUUAGAAUAGCUAUUUAUCACAAGAAUCCUGUUAAAUGAAAGAAAUGUGUAUGAGGGUAACAAUGUGACGUGCUGAGAGGUGCUAAUUUUAAUCUUACAGCAGCAUCAUGUCUGUCGUGCUCAUGACUCUUUCAGCAGUAUUGUUCGGUACUUUUAUUUUCUUUCUUUCACCUGUGGGUAUAAUGUCUUAUAGCUCAGUACCGCCACUAACUUCAUUCUCUAAAAAGAUGAAUUUUGAUUCAGCGCUUGACAAACACUGAAAAUAACAAAUUACAGCUUAUUUGAAUCCGAAUUAUCACACGUGUUCAGCCAAACACUGACUCCUGCAAAAGCUUGCAUGUAAACAGUAAAAACUACCCACUUUGUUACACCCUCUACCUUUGACCUCAGCCUUUUACAAACAAACACACCUGCUAGAAACAUAACUUUAUGACUACAUUUUUCCAAAUGAAGUGCACGGACAUUUCACCAUACAACAUGUUCUUUGCAAUUGCACAGUGCAAUAGGACAACAAUAAAAAGAAAAGAUCAUACACUGAGACUCUGGACCACGCAUUAUGACUGAUUAGUUAAUAAACAAACUUUUGAAAACUUAAA